AUGACCACUCCCGCCGACGCUGCCCAAUCUCUGGCGCAGACCAGCAAAGACCAGAUUCCUCUGACCACUGCCGAAGCUGCCGUUCUGGCCACCAGCUCUGUUAGCGACGGCGCCAAUCCCACCAACGAUGCCCCGCGAGGACAGCCCGCCGCCGCCGCCUCCGGUGCCUCCGAACUCGCCCGUACAAAGAUAACUCUGCUCGGUGCGCUCAAGCACUUCCCGGACUUCCCGAUCCCCGGCAUCAAGUUCAUCGACAUUCUGCCACUGUUCCAGGACCCCGCCAUCCACGAGACUCUGCUGCGUGCCCUCGAGCUCCAGGUCCUCGAGUUCGGCGAGCAAGCGAAACCUGAUGUCGUUGUGGGGUUGGAUGCCCGGGGCUUCCUCUUCGGGCCUUCGCUUGCGCUGCGUCUCAACGCGAGCUUUGUGCCCGUCCGCAAGAAGGGCAAGAUGCCUGGCCCCUGCGUGACGGCCGCCUACGAAAAAGAAUACGGCACCGACUUUUUCCAGAUGCAAGAGGGUGCCGUGAAGCCUGGCCAGAAAGUGCUGGUGGUUGAUGACAUUAUUGCUACCGGUGGCUCUGCUGCUGCCGCUGGCUCCCUCGUCAAGCAGUUGGGAGGUGAAUUGAUGGGAUACCUCUUCAUCCUCGAGAUCCCGGUCCUGAAUGGCCGGUCCAAGCUUGGCGGUGUUCAGACGGUCACUCUUCUCGAGACGAACGAAUGA
Molecule: messenger RNA, 720 nt
Organism: Parathielavia appendiculata
Lineage: Eukaryota; Fungi; Ascomycota; Sordariomycetes; Sordariales; Chaetomiaceae
Product: adenine phosphoribosyltransferase
Exons: 2
Coding region: 1-720 (239 amino acids)
Biological process (GO): adenine salvage; AMP salvage
Cellular component (GO): cytoplasm
Molecular function (GO): adenine binding; AMP binding; adenine phosphoribosyltransferase activity
Source: RefSeq, a predicted model, not a curated record